Molecule: messenger RNA, 306 nt
Organism: Harpia harpyja (harpy eagle)
Lineage: Eukaryota; Metazoa; Chordata; Aves; Accipitriformes; Accipitridae
Product: feather keratin Cos2-3-like
Exons: 1
Coding region: 1-306 (101 amino acids)
Cellular component (GO): intermediate filament
Molecular function (GO): structural constituent of cytoskeleton
Source: RefSeq, a predicted model, not a curated record
AUGUCAUGCUAUGACCAGUGCCUGCCAUGCCAGCCCUCCGGCCCAACCCCACUGGCCAACAACUGCAAUGAGCCCUGUGUCACACAGUGCCAGAACUCCACCAUCGUCAUCAAGCCUCCUGCUGUGGUGGUGGCCCUGCCUGGCCCCAUCCUCAGCUCCUUCCCACAGAACACAACUGUGGGCUCCGCCGUCUCUGCUGCUGUUGGCAGCAUCCUCAGAUGUCAUGGAGUGCCAAUCACCUCUGGGUGCUGUGACCUCUCUGGCACUUCCAGCCACUACUGUGGCAGGAGAUGCCCUCCCUGCUAA